UCUCAGUCAGGGCAAGCAGCCUCGCCAAAUCAGUGCUCUGUGAAAAUGGAAAAGGAUCUUAAUUAAACCCUUAAUGCAAAAGUUUACAGAAAUACCAUAGAAUGCUCUGUCUGUACCUGGAGCCUUCAUAGCCAUGCCAUGGGUAUCUUCUCUAUACUUGCUCUACCGCUGCUUCUCUUAGGGAUCAGUGGAAUUAUUUAUAUUUACCAGUCAGUCAGGUGGCUGCUGUCCAAGUCAGCGGUGCAGAACAAGGUGGUGGUGAUCACAGAUGCCAUCUCUGGACUAGGCAAGGAAUGCUCUCGUGUGUUUCACGCAGGAGGAGCAAGGCUUGUGUUGUGUGGCAGGACAUGGGAAAAGUUAGAAGCCCUUUAUGAUGCCUUAAUUAGUGUGACAGACCCCAGCACGACCUAUGCACCAAAGCUGAUACUUCUGGACAUCACAGACAUAAGCUGCAUUCGAGAUGUAGCUAAGGAAAUCCUGAACUGCUAUGGCUGUGUGGAUAUACUGAUCAACAAUGCAAGUAUGAAGGUGAAAGGAGCAGUGCAGAGCAUUUCACUGGAACUUGAUAAAAAGAUAAUGGAUGCCAACUAUUUUGGACCUAUAACGUUAACCAAAGCCAUUCUUCCUAACAUGAUCUCAAGAAGAACUGGCCAAAUUGUUCUAAUUAAUAGCAUCCAAGGGAAAAUAGGAAUUCCAUUUCGUGCAGCUUAUGCUGCUUCCAAGCAUGCUGCUGUAGGCUUUUUUGAUUGUCUUAGAGCUGAAAUGGAAGAAUUUGAUAUUUCUGUCAGCACUGUGAGUCCAACCUUCAUCUGUUCCUACCAUCGCCCACCAGCACCAGGCAACUGGGAGGCAUCCAUUUGGAAAUUCUUUUUCAGGAAGGUGUCCUACGGUGUGCACCCUGUGGAGGUGGCAGAGGAAGUCCUUGCCACAGUGAGCAGGAGGAAGCAGGAGGUGCUCAUGGCCAACCCCAUCCCCAGAGCAGCAGUUUACAUUCGGACAUUCUUCCCCGAGCUGUUUUUUGCCAUUGUUGCCUCAGGGAUUAGGGAAAAGCUGAAGACAGAAGAGGAAAAUUGAUUUUGUUCAGUUAUUUUCCUUGCUUUUGAGCUGAAAAAAAAAAAAAAGGUUUCUGUUUUGAAUGUUGGUGACUUGUGCUGCUUGCUGUGGGUGGAACAAUGCCACUAUCACACACACAUACAGGUGAAUAUCUGUAAAGCUUCUGCUCCUCUGGUUUUAGGGAGUGUGACAAUUGGAACCAAACUGCUCUUGCUGCUGCAACUCCCUCUGCUCAUAUAACUUCCAGCACCAGCUCACUUACAUGCCUCAUUCAUUGGUAGAAUACCAAACAUGAAAGGAAUUCUGAGGGCAAAGGAACAUAUGUCAUCUUGCAGGGACGUGCACCUUCUGCUGUGUCUCUAAUUGAAUUGCUCUGGCUCCAAGGAACCUGGCUCAGGGAGGUAAUUCACCUCUGGGAUGAAGGGGUCAGUCCCUGCAGCACCUCCUGAAGCUAUUUGCUGUUGUAGCACUGAUUUUGUUGUAGUGUGAGUGACUGUGCCUUACCUGGGAAGUCAAACAAUCACUUGUUCAAGAUUUUCUUGGUCCUCAGAAGAACUCUCCUGUUUCAAACCAAGGGGCACUUGCUGUGAUCUCAGUUAAAUUUGUGUCUUUACCUCAGCAACAGCCAAGUCCUCCACAUUUCCAUAAGAGCAAGAUGCAGAAUAAGCAGAAUUUCAUCAGUAAAGGAUCAGGCACCACAGGACAUCCCAGCUAAACAUGAAUCAACAUUGUCUGUGGCU
Molecule: messenger RNA, 1793 nt
Organism: Pseudopodoces humilis (Tibetan ground-tit)
Lineage: Eukaryota; Metazoa; Chordata; Aves; Passeriformes; Paridae
Gene: DHRS7C
Product: dehydrogenase/reductase 7C
Biological process (GO): intracellular calcium ion homeostasis
Molecular function (GO): oxidoreductase activity, acting on the CH-OH group of donors, NAD or NADP as acceptor
Source: RefSeq, a predicted model, not a curated record